CAUCUGUGCAUGGAAUAUGAUGAAGAUGAUGAUAUUUUCUUUGCAAAAUGGAUGAGCAGCUUCUGGGGCCACAACUUGAUCGAUGAGGAGAAGGAAGGCAGAGGCCACAAGAAACGUCAGCCACAACUCUGGAGUGAGAGGAGAGCAUCCCUGCCGGCCAAGCUUUCCUCCCUCCAUACAACACGACUUCAUGCUUCUGCCAAGGGCUCAUCUUCAGGCCACCUCAGGGGCUCCAAGGAAUUUCAAGAAGACCAAGAUGUCAAAUGUCACUGCCACAGGAAGGCAAGCAGAACACCUUCAGCAGACAGCUCAUGUCCAGAGACGAGAUCAAACUCCAUUCAGGAAUUUGCAGAGUCCUUUGAAAAGCAAUUGCAUCUCAAAAGCAAACGCUCCGUUUCUUUGCAACCUGAAGGUGCAAAAGAGAGACGAGAAAGAGAAAAAUUGCAUUUGAGAAAAAGCAAGUCUCAUAAGAAAAUGGGAGAGAAAUCAGAGGCAAGGAGAGAGCGGGACGAAGCUGAAAGUUCAGAAGUACCUGCAAAACACAGUGAACAGUUUCCAUCACAAGCAAGCAUUCAGAAAGGUUAUGUAUCCACAGGCAGCUAGAAUGCAUUGAGAAAAUCCAUCUUAACACUCCCCCUGAAGAGCAGAGGGAGCAUUUGUGUUCUGUUUUGACUAGAAGCAGCCUGUUAGGUAGAAUAACCCCUAAGCUGUAAAAUAAAAGUAAAAUCAACUGCAUUGCUGGCACCAUGUUACUACCGUCCUUUUGUCACUAGAAAUAUGACCUUUGUCAUAGGACUGUAUCAGUAGCAAGAUCCAAGUUAGAGAUUAACCACCAUAAGAGGAUUUCAGGCAUAUUUAGCAUUGCAGCAGGACAGUGGUGGAUGCAUUCCUUUAAGAGGAGGCCACCACCUAUGUGUUACAGAGCCAUGCAAAGCCUUAUGUUCCUUUUUUAAUUGAAAACAAGCUUUUUGGUAGGUUUGGGAAGAAAAAAGUACAUAUAAACAGCCAACUGCUUCCUGACAUUCACUUAGAAUUGUCUUGAAAACAGGUAUCUUUUUGCUCUGACAGUCUUUCAGCUCCAAAUGUAUGUAAUUAAGAGAAGCCCAUGUUCUCUUCUACACCUCCCUGAUGUUUCACUUCUCAUUGCUUUUCCUGUCACUCUGCAGUGUGACUCAUUUCACUGGCAUCUCCCAGCCCUCUCCCAUGUCCUCAGUCCCAUUUCCCCACUCACACAAUUAGUUCUUUCUCUCAGCUUUACCCACAGAAUUCACAGAAUGACUAGGUUGGAAGAGAUCUUAAAGAUCAAGUCCAACCCAUGCCCUAACACCUCAACUAAACCAUGGCACUGAAUGCCAUAUGCAGUCUUUUUUAAACAUCACCUCAUUACCUUGCUUCUUUUGUGACCUUUCCUCUCUCCCUUUACUAAUUUACUGCCUUGUAGCUGCCAACCUCUUCUGCUACAACUCUACUUUUGCUUCAUUAACAUCUGAAUUUUCUAGUAAAACCAGAGAUGUUCUGGUUCUCCAUAUUUCCAUAGAAUAUCUUCAAGGAGCUGAUGGGGCAUUGCAACACUUUUUCCUUUUCCAGAAUUUGGGCCAAACUGGCUGUCUAUGGUGAGCAGGACCUGGGAAAAGGCUGAUCCUCUGGUUGAGGAUCUCCUGAACAUGGGUGUAAAUCUCAUCUCCACAUGCUCACAAACACAUACACUCUCCCACAAUCCCCCUGUGCUCCCCUCUCUUCAAAGUGCCAGUGUUCUCUGCAGAUACAACCCUUCCCUCUUUGGGAAUAAUCUUCCCAGGCCUAGUAUGGAGAAAGCCUGAUUUGGACAAUACAGGGAGAAAAGAGUGAAGAGUAAUGAAGUCAUGAGCAAAAGUCAAGGUCUGAUGGAUAUUCUUCCUGUGAUUUUUCUGUAAUUAACAAAAAUCUUACUAAUUUACCUUAGAGCCUUACUUUUGAAUAUUCAGCCCUUUAAAAGCUUAGGGCAUCCUUAAAACUUUGUAACACUUAUAGACAUUAAGGGAUUGAGUUGUUUGGGGUGUUUUUGUUUAGAGCUUUGGGGGAUAUAUGAGAAAACAAUUGAAUCCUUACUGAUGCUUGU
Zonotrichia leucophrys gambelii is the source of this 2098-nucleotide messenger RNA. It is a transcript of the gene LNP1, whose product is annotated as leukemia NUP98 fusion partner 1. NCBI's taxonomy places the organism in Eukaryota, Metazoa, Chordata, Aves, Passeriformes, Passerellidae. The transcript is spliced from 3 exons. Bases 10 to 603 code for a protein of 197 amino acids. The record is from RefSeq and is a predicted model, not a curated record.